GAGCGCCUCGAACAGGACAUUUGACAGCUGAGAGCAGCGAGACGCGUUCAAGUCCCAUCGAAUAUUCUCUCUCUGUUGUCUCCUCUGAUGGAGCUGGUGCAACCAUUCCUGCACAGACUGCACCGCCCGCCCGCCGCCCGCCGCCGGGACUGAAGCCGCGCGCCGCCCGGUGCCUCCUCGUGACUCCGUCCUCGCCGUCCUCUCUCUCCAGCAGCGGGCCGCCGUCUCCUCCGUGACUCUCUGUUCCCAUGCGAUUCUUCAGACUCACAUUCAAGUGUUUCGUGGAUUGUUUUUGAAGAAGAAGAAGAAAGGCAGAACAGAGAUCUUGAUCGGGACGGAGCUGGACCUGCUGUGGACUGACUCAUCUGUUUCUGACGAGACUCUGAGAGGAGGUGGACAAACAGUCUUUAAAGCUGCAUUAAAGGGGGAGAUACUGAACAUCCCGCUGCAGCCAGUGCAGACUUAGUGUUUGUUACUGUAUCUGACAGCGACGAAGAGAAAUCAGCUUUUAAAGAUACCUUGCAACAAACAAGUGCUUCCAGUGUGACUGGUCCGUGAACACCAAGAUCAAAUCUUCCAAGAUUUAAAGGGAACUCAGAGUGAGACGUGGACUGAGUUUUGGACCCGUUACUCGUUUGUUUUUUUAACUGGUUCCUGUUUUUGUGGACUGUGAGUGAUGGAGAAGCUGGCGCUGCCAGCCUCCGCCUGCUCUCAGGUUCUCCUGGAGGACACCAAGAAGAACUCCCUCCUGCUGCCUAACGGCGGUGGGUACCCCCCAGUGGCCACUAAUGGCAGCCUCGUCCCGCUGACAGGGGUGGUGGCGGGGUCCGGCGGCGGCGCAUGCGCCGGACCGGACAAGAAAGCUGUGACGGCGGCGGGUCCGGGUUACCCGGAGCGGGAGACGUGGACCCGACAGAUGGACUUCAUGAUGUCCUGCGUGGGAUUCGCCGUCGGACUCGGAAACGUGUGGAGGUUCCCGUACCUGUGCUACAAGAACGGAGGAGGUGAGUGCGUUUUUGAGUGACAGGAGCUAAACGGGCAAGUGGGCGGGGCUUGAGAGGAGGCGUGGCUUAUACUGACUUGUCUGUCUAUUGAUCAGAGUGGGAGCAGCUGUGUGUGUGUGUGUGUGUGUGUGUGUGUGUGUGUGUGUGUGUGUGUGUGUGUGUGUGUGUCUGUGGUGGGGGGGGCAGAGAUACUGUCACCUGCACUUAGUCGUCGAUUAAUAUUUCUUUAGUCGUUUUUAUGCUUGUAAACGUUUCAUACUGAAUUACUUAUUUUCACUUGUGAAAACUUAGUUUUACAUAAAUCAACUUAUUUUUUUGUC
Cottoperca gobio is the source of this 1324-nucleotide messenger RNA. RefSeq names its product sodium- and chloride-dependent creatine transporter 1-like. The record is from RefSeq and is a predicted model, not a curated record. Gene Ontology annotation, molecular function: gamma-aminobutyric acid:sodium:chloride symporter activity. Gene Ontology annotation, biological process: sodium ion transmembrane transport; nitrogen compound transport; amino acid transport. Gene Ontology annotation, cellular component: plasma membrane. The transcript is spliced from 3 exons. The coding region runs from base 677 to 1024 and encodes 115 amino acids. Lineage: Eukaryota; Metazoa; Chordata; Actinopteri; Perciformes; Bovichtidae.